Molecule: messenger RNA, 156 nt
Organism: Sphaeroforma arctica JP610
Lineage: Eukaryota; Ichthyosporea; Ichthyophonida
Exons: 1
Biological process (GO): protein acetylation
Molecular function (GO): N-acetyltransferase activity
Source: RefSeq, a predicted model, not a curated record
AUGAUUGUCAACGAGGAUACCGUAUUGAUAGGCUCUAAAAUUGUGCUCGUGCCGUACCUGAAAGAUCACGUGGCCAAAUAUCACGAGUGGAUGCAAAGUAAAGAACUGCAAGAACUUACGGGUAAGUCCAAACUUACGGGCACGCUCGGUGAAAAG